Aspergillus neoniger CBS 115656 is the source of this 708-nucleotide messenger RNA. RefSeq lists its product as uncharacterized. The record is from RefSeq and is a predicted model, not a curated record. The coding region runs from base 1 to 708 and encodes 235 amino acids. NCBI's taxonomy places the organism in Eukaryota, Fungi, Ascomycota, Eurotiomycetes, Eurotiales, Aspergillaceae. The transcript is spliced from 3 exons. Gene Ontology annotation, molecular function: lyase activity.
AUGGACGGCUUUGACGCUACUCAAGCUCCAGCGGCUUACAGAGCCGUUGAGCCCAUUGUCAAUAUUCUCACCUUAACCAUGACGUUGGGCUGGCUAGUCAACUACGCUGGCAUGAUUCAUAUUUCUUUCAAAGAGAAGACAUACGCAAUGGGCAUUAUGCCUCUCUGUUGCAACAUUGCCUGGGAAUUUUCUUACGGAGUAAUAUACCCGCCAAAGAAUCGAUUGGAAUUGAUCGUUACGGUAGCUGCGCUUUUAGUUAACGUCGCGAUCAUGUACAGCGCCAUAAGACACCAACCCAAUGAAUGGUCCCACGCACCAUUGGUCCAACGGAACCUUCGGUACAUCUUUGCCGUGUGUACUCUUGGCUUCCUGACUGGACAUAUAGCUUUUGCGGCAUACAUUGGUCCUGAAGUUGCAUAUACAUGGAGUGCGGCGUUCUGCCAAUUGCUUCUCGGCACCGGUGGCCUGUGUCAGUUGCUCUGUCGGGGAAGUAGUCGUGGGGCGUCGAAUCUUCUGUGGAUAUCGAGGUUUAUUGGUUCUCUUAGCGUAGUGGGUAUGGCUGCGUUACGUUGGAGGUACUGGCCUGAGGCAUUUGCCUGGCUGGACAAUCCUCUGAUUUUGUGGUCGGCGGGGAUGUUUCUCUUUCUAGAUUUGUCAUAUGGCCUUUGCUAUUGGUACAUCCUGAGAAAGAAAAAGAGUAACGCGUAG